AUGGCUUCCAUGAGCAAGAGAACACAGGCGCGCAACGAGCGGGAGCUGCACGAGCUCCUCCGUCUGCCGGGAAAUUCACAAUGCGCCGACUGCGGUGCGAAGAACCCUGCGUGGGCCAGCUGGAAUUUGGGCAUCUUUCUCUGCAUGCGAUGUGCCUCGUUGCAUCGCAAACUGGGUACACAUAUCUCCAAAGUCAAAUCUCUGAGCAUGGAUACAUGGACUGCAGAGCAGGUCGAGAACAUGAAACGCAAUGGAAACAAUGCAGUGAACAAGCUCUACAACCCUAAGAAUAAGAAACCAGACAUGCCGCUGGAUGCUGAUGAAGUGGACUCGGCCAUGGAGCGAUUCAUACGCAAGAAAUAUCAAGAGAAGAGCCUUUCCGAUGGCAAACCCGAACCUCCACGACGCGAUGAAUCUUCACCCGCAACUUAUUCAAGAACUCAAGAACGAGAACGAGAACGCGAAGAAGAGCCGGCUCCGCCGCCGUUGCCCCCUAAGAAGGGCAGGUUUUUCGGAUUCGGACUCCGUGCGUCAGCGUCUGCUUACUCUUUGUCAAAACACGACAAGAAAAGGGCAGCCAAAGAACCUCGGGUGGACGGCGCGUUUCGCAUAUCGGCCGAUGACUACGACUCAAUGUCAAGGAUGGCAGAUGCACGCUUUGAGAUGAGCGAUGCCGAGUUGCAGAAGAAGCUCAAUGCUCUACGAGACAUGGGUUUCACAGACACCGAACGCAACACAAACUUGCUGCGGCGUUCGGGAGGAAACGUUGAGAAGACAAUUGAACGAUUGAUACGAGAGGGACCCAGUGAAACUAGAAGCACUGCGACCAGCCUGAGGCCGAAUCGGGACGUCAGCUCUACCUCAUAUCGAGAUCAACCUACCACCGCUUUCCCACCUGCACCAGAAUCUAAACCCUCAGAGCCCUCCCACAAUCCAUUUACCCAGAUGACCAAUCAACAGAUUGUUGGGCUAUCCAUGGCUAAACCUCAAGAGCCUGUCAACCCUCCUACACAACAAUCAUACCAGAGCAAUAACCCUUUCGGUACAGCAACACGAAGUCAGACUGAACAAACCGGCCUUGAACAGUCCUUUCAAUCGCUGCAACUUUCACACCCCUUGUUCCCUCACAGUACAGGAGGCUAUCCAAGCCAGCCUCCUCCUCUACAGGAUCCGCGGCUGCAAUAUUCCAUGACACCUCCUGUGCCAUCGAUGCCUUUCCAACAGGGAUAUGUUGCCUCCCCAGCCGCAAUAUCCAUGACUACCAAUCCCUUUUUCGAGAAUCCUGCUGCGUCUGCUCAACCCACUGGGAAUAAUCCCUUUCUGGGUCAAGCCGCUCAUGCUCCUGCUUCUGUUCCUCCAUCUUCCGCUUCAAAUCCAUUCUUUUCAUAUCAGCACAUGCAGACAGGCCAAUCGAUCCCAACCCAACAGCGUCAGAGCUCACUACCAGCCACGCUUAACCCAUUUGGAUUACCACCGCCACCACAAGCCUCAUCUCAACCGACACAACAAUCAGCAGCCCAGCAGUACCAGUCACAGCAACCUCCUGGUAGUUCUCCAAAUCCAUUUUUCGAAAGUCAACAGACCAACAAUCCUUUUCAAUCACAACAAGUACAACCGCAACAGCAAGCGCAACAAUUGCCCCAGACCGAUCCCUUCCAAUCCGGAAUGUCGGCGUCAGGAUUUCCCGGUUAUCAGUAUGCUCAAUCGCAGCCGCAGCAGCAGCAGCAACCACAGCAACAACCUCAGAUGCCACAAUUCCAGCAGCAGCAGCAGCAGGCCCAGUAUCAGCAGCAAUAUAACCAACAACCACAACCGCUCAUGCCCCAACAGACAGGCCGCUAUGACAAGAACACGAUCCUGGCUCUUUACAACUACCCUCAACUAGCACCGAAACCGUUGGCUUCGAUUCCAGAACCCGAUUCUGAAAACUCGCACCAGCAACAACAACUGCAACCGCAACAACAAUUUUCAUCUGCACACGGUAAUAACAAUCAAGCAACCGCCCCAACCUCACCACCCCAGCGCAGCGCUACCAUGCCAGCCGCCAUUUCGAACAUGCAUUCGGCAGGAGGCAGCGGGAGUCGCAAUCCGUUCUUGGCGAACUCAACCAGCAUGCACAGCAACGGGGUUUUUAAUGCUAGUGCAAACACCAAUUUCAAUAGCCCAGGCGGUGGUGCUGAUGCAGGUGCUGGUGCUGGUGGAUUCAAUCCCACCUCACCGCAAGCCAGAUCCCAACAGCAACAAAGUGGCGGAACGGUGCCCGGCUACCACGCGAGUCGAGAAAGCAUGAACAUCAGUAAUUUGGACAGUGGCCGACACAGCCCUGAUGCAUUUGCAAGUCUAAGCGCUCGAUCCAUGAGAUGA
Exophiala dermatitidis NIH/UT8656 is the source of this 2364-nucleotide messenger RNA. RefSeq lists its product as uncharacterized. Gene Ontology annotation, biological process: endoplasmic reticulum to Golgi vesicle-mediated transport; intra-Golgi vesicle-mediated transport; endocytosis. Gene Ontology annotation, cellular component: Golgi apparatus. The record is from RefSeq and is a predicted model, not a curated record. The transcript is spliced from 2 exons. Gene Ontology annotation, molecular function: protein binding; GTPase activator activity. The coding region runs from base 1 to 2364 and encodes 787 amino acids. Lineage: Eukaryota; Fungi; Ascomycota; Eurotiomycetes; Chaetothyriales; Herpotrichiellaceae.